GGCGCUACUCCGUAGGCCUGGAGCUUGGAGAGCUCCGGCCAAUCGCCAGAGAAACCGUUGCAUCAUCGCCGAAACUUUUCCAAGUGAGCCUGCCGAAGCUCCGGUCGGUUCGCUCCAGUCCGCCACCUAUACACAACCUCGUGCCAAUGAUGAAGGCCUUCACGCGCCUAGCAAGGCCUUUCCAGGCCCAUGCCACACUCCGGAACGUCGUCAAUUCAAGCCCCAAGACCCCUCGGACCACUCCAACGUCACCACCAGGCUCAGCCGGCAGACGACCAUUCAGUCAGUCCACAAGACGGUGCGACAGGCCCCAGCCGGCAGACGACCCGAACUUCACGUCGAUCCUCGACAACCCGCCAAACCUGGUGCGCACGGGGCGGCGCCACGGCCCGGGGCUGAUCAUCCUCGCCAUCAUCCCCAUCACCGCCUUCGCACUGGGGUCAUGGCAGGUCCAGCGGCUGCAGUGGAAGACGGACCUGAUCGCCAAGUGCGAGGACAGGCUGUUUCGCGAGCCCCUGCCCCUGCCGCCCCGCGUGGACCCGCAGGUUAUCGCCGACGAGUUUGACUACCGCCGUGUCUACUGCUCCGGGACGCUGCGCCACGACCAGGAGAUGCUCAUUGGCCCGCGCAUGCGCGACGGCGAGCAGGGUUUCAUGGUCGUCACGCCUCUCGAGAGGGCCGACGGGAGCACCGUCCUGGUCAACAGGGGCUGGAUCCCAAAGAGGCUCAAGGACCAGCGUACGCGGGCCAAGGACAGCCUGCCUACGGGUGAGGUGACGGUGGAGGGUCUUCUGAGGAAGCCUUGGAAGAAGAACAUGUUCACGCCAGAGAACAGGCCGGACAAGGGGGAGUUCUACUUCCCAGACGUGAGGCAGAUGGCUGAGCUGACGGGAGCCCAGCCUGUGUGGAUUGAGGCUACCAUGGACCCCGAUUACAUGGAGCUUAUGGAGUAUGAGCAAAAGGGCAUCCCAAUCGGCAGGCCUGCUGAGGUGAAUCUGAGGAACAACCACGCUCAGUAUAUCUUCACCUGGUAAGCUUGCUAACUCUCCCCUAAUUCUGUUAUCAUAUCCUCACGCUUGGCGCCCGUGUCACUUGUGCCUAUGAGACUCAAAUAUGCUGAUAUCUCCAUAGGUACAGCUUGUCCCUUGCCACCUCUAUCAUGUUGUGGAUGGUCAUCAGGAAGCCACCUUCAGACAUCGCAAAGCGCGUUCGUAUGAACAAGCACUGGUGAUCAGCGCAAAUGGUCCGGAAUCGACCAUGGGCCCAAUGCGCUUCAUGUCACAUCGCCAUCCUCACCAGUCGAUGGGGACCUUUGGCGCUUCUUCGCCUUGACUCGUCCUGGAGGAGGCAUUCGCAGCUCUUGCAAGAGCUCUCGUGGCAGAUAACGCUGUGCGAGCGCGAAUGGUGUAGUGCUGGCAUUGAUCUGCCGUUGUCUGACGGGGCGAAGAUGGCUCGGUUAGCAACGCCUGUACAAAAUUACAAUGAUACCCUGUUGCAAAGCGAGUCGAAAGGAUGACACGUACCUCCUCAUCAAAGUCAACAUGUCACUCUCCUCGAUCGUCUUCCGACCCGCAUGUUUGGCGUAUGCGGAUAGAUCGUCUCCGAGCUGCUCAAAGAACCAGUCGGACGCCUGCACCAGGGCUGCCAAUGUGUCUGGCGAGAUCUUGGACUUGCCGGCAAAGCGUUGGGCGACUCGCUUGACGACUCCUGGAGGAAGCGAGGGGUACUCGAUGCCGUGUUGUGAGAUUUUCUUGCCGGGCUUCUUGAAUCGAUUUGAUUUUGAUGACUUUGUCAUUUGUCCGACGACCUCUGCGAUGGCUGCGUCCGAGGCGAAGUCACCGAGAUGAAUGUCACUAUCACCUUCAGCUUCAGCUUCGCCGUCACCGCGCAGACCCAGCCACUGGUUGGUGUCAUCCUCAACCUCCAUCUCCUCAGGGAGAGGAGCGUCAUCCAUCCCAAAAGCCUCAUUCCGUGGGGAUGAGAAGCUUUCCCUCCUGGGACUCGACUCGACCUGUGGCUGCAGCAUGACUGUGCUUUGGUCGGCCUCGUCAAAAUUCACCUCGAUCGCCCCAAAGCUUCCCAGCGUCUCCCUGCGACCAGCCUCAUCAUCGUCAAUCCUUUCAAGAGUAGCAUCGUCGUCGCCGAGGCCCGCCAUGCCAGAAUCAUCUCCUUCAUCUCCAUCCCAGUUGGCCCGAGGGAAGAAGGCCGAGUCAACACCGACAUCGUCGUCGCUCGGGAGAUCGUUCAUAGGUCCAUAGUCACUCAUGCGCAUCGAAUACCUCGACUGAUUGUCUAGGGUCUGCCUGCGGGGCAGCUCUAUGCUCUGCAUUGUGAAGUUGUCCUCGAGGUCUUCCAGGCCGGACGUCCUUGGCGGUCGGAGAUCGUCGUCACUAACGUCGUCGAUCGGCAGCGACAGCCGCGGUCUGUCGAUGGGGAACUCAUCGCUAUCAUCGGGGUCUUCGGGUAUCGUAACCGGGCCGCCUUUCCUACUACGGCCCUGGCUGCGUCCACCACGCUUGCGCGUGCUAUUGUUGUUAGGGUCAUCCGGUGACGAGCUCGAAGACGUCGUGAUUGUCUUGCUCUUGGGCGCAAGUGCACGGCUCAGGGCUCGCAGCGCAUCCCGUGGCGUCUCUCUCUGGUCACGUACGGAGCGCCGACGGUUUCGGCCCGGGGUGUUGAUCUCGUUGAUAGCUGCGCGUCGCGAGUCCAAGGCGCGGAUGGCGGCACGGCCAUGGGGGGUGAAUUGGGUGGGGACUGCACUGCCUGCUCCUGCUCCCUUGCGGCCCGAGGCGGAGAGCAGGUGGCGUGACGAUCGGAAGUCGAGAACCUGGUUGCCGGGUGUUCGGAUGGAGAAGCGCGCGGCGGAUGAGGGUGGUGCGGAGGCUCGAGAGAUGUUCGGGGUCUGCUGGCUGGCGGCAGCAUCGAUAUUUUUGGGCGGGUGCGACGAGCUGCGACGGGGUGUCGCCCUGGAGGGGCUGCGCUGGCGAGUUGGCGACGACAUUUUGGGGCGCGAUGAACGAGGGCGGAGUGGGAGCUGCUGCCCACCGGAGCCCUGGUCGUCUGCCAUUUAAUCAAUUGGCAUAAAUUCUGGGCACCUCCACCUUUUGCCGUGGGGGGUCCUUGUCGGUGAUUCACUUGACGGUGUGAAAACGAGUGCGCGCGUGUGUGUGUGUGGAGCUGGAGGUGUAGGUAGUCCGUCAUCGCUUGACGUGCUACCAGAUGGGUGCAACGGGACGCGCCUGACGCGUCCGUCUGGGAGCUCCAUGGUCCCUAUCUCUUCCUUGCUACUGCGAGAUUCACGACAGGGGUGUGCAUAGCUUGAGC
Diaporthe batatas is the source of this 3324-nucleotide messenger RNA. RefSeq lists its product as uncharacterized. The record is from RefSeq and is a predicted model, not a curated record. The transcript has 2 exons. Gene Ontology annotation, biological process: mitochondrial respiratory chain complex IV assembly. Bases 147 to 1034 code for a protein of 295 amino acids. NCBI's taxonomy places the organism in Eukaryota, Fungi, Ascomycota, Sordariomycetes, Diaporthales, Diaporthaceae. Gene Ontology annotation, cellular component: membrane; mitochondrion.